This is a messenger RNA of Podospora anserina S mat+, 303 nucleotides long. RefSeq lists its product as uncharacterized. Bases 1 to 303 code for a protein of 100 amino acids. The record is from RefSeq and is a predicted model, not a curated record. NCBI's taxonomy places the organism in Eukaryota, Fungi, Ascomycota, Sordariomycetes, Sordariales, Podosporaceae. The transcript is spliced from 2 exons.
AUGGCGAGGGAGAACUUGAAGCUUACUUUGUUUACAUAUCCCCGCGAGUACGCCCAUUCCGAGAAGAGUUGCCACUCCAACCUUGGUACGCUUGUUGAGUUUGACAUUCCAAAGGAUGGCAAUGGGAAGGAAGGCCAGAAUGAAGUCGGUUACGGCGUUGACGAUGCUGUGGGCGAUGGUCACGCGCGGGACGACGUUUUUGUCGAUGCUUGGCAACCCCUUUUUGUGAGACUACAGGAGUACAUGGUUUGUUUGAUAGAAUUUGUGACUUACCAGCUCCCGCCGGAUGGAUCCAGGACUUGA